Molecule: messenger RNA, 3360 nt
Organism: Neomonachus schauinslandi (Hawaiian monk seal)
Lineage: Eukaryota; Metazoa; Chordata; Mammalia; Carnivora; Phocidae
Gene: JAK3
Product: Janus kinase 3
Exons: 23
Coding region: 1-3315 (1104 amino acids)
Biological process (GO): intracellular signal transduction; cell surface receptor signaling pathway via JAK-STAT; cell differentiation
Cellular component (GO): membrane; cytosol; cytoskeleton
Molecular function (GO): non-membrane spanning protein tyrosine kinase activity; ATP binding; cytokine receptor binding
Source: RefSeq, a predicted model, not a curated record
AUGGCGCCUCCAAGCGAGGAGACACCCCUGAUUCCUCAGCGCUCCUGCAGCCUCUCGUCUUCAGAAGCUGGUGCCCUGCACGUGCUGCUGCCCCCUCGGGGCCCUGGACCCCCACAGCGCUUAUCCUUCUCCUUUGGGGACCAUUCAGCUGAAGAGCUGUGUGUUUGGGCUGCUAAGGCCAGUGGCAUCCUGCCCGUGUACCACUCCCUCUUUGCUCUGGCCACGGAGGACCUGUCCUGCUGGUUCCCCCCAAGCCACGUCUUCUCCGUGGAGGACUCGGGCACCCAAGUUCUGGUCUACAGGCUCCGCUUUUACUUCCCCAACUGGUUUGGGCUAGAGAAGUGCCACCGCUUCGGGCUACGAAAGGACUUGGCCAGCGCCAUCCUUGACCUACCAGUCCUGGAGCACCUCUUCGCCCAGCACCGGAAUGACCUGGUGAGCGGCCACCUCCCCGUGGGCCUCAGUCUCAAGGAGCAGGGUGAAUGUCUCAGCCUGGCGGUGCUGGACCUGGCCCGGAUGGCCCGCGAGCAGGCUCAGCAGCCUGAAGAGCUGCUGAAAACUGUCAGCUACAAGGUCUGCCUGCCCCCCGACCUGCGCGACCUGAUCCAGGGCCUGAGGUUCGUGACGCGGAAGCGCAUCCGCAGGACUGUGCGCCGGGCCCUGCGCCGCGUGACCGCCUGCCAGGCUGACAGGCACUCGCUCAUGGCCAAGUACAUCAUGGACCUGGAGAGGCUCGACCCGGCCAGGGCGGUAGAGACCUUCCUCGUGAGCCUCCCCGGGGCUGCUGGUGGUCAGGAUGCGCAGGGGCUGCUCCGAGUGGCUGGCGACACCGGCAUCGCCUGGAGUCCAGGAGGACAAGAGGCCCUCCAGCCCUUCUGCGACUUUCCAGAAAUUGUGGACAUCAGCGUCAAGCAGGCUCCGCGUGUUGGCCCGGCCGGGGAGCACCGCCUGGUCACCGUCACCAGGACAGACAACCAGAUCCUGGAGGCCGAGUUCCCGGGGCUGCCCGCCGCGUUGUCCUUCGUGGCGCUAGUCGACGGCUACUUCCGGCUGACCUCCGACUCCCGGCACUUCUUCUGCAAGGAGGUUGCGCCGCCGCGGCUGCUGGAGGAGGUGGCCGAGCAGUGCCACGGCCCCAUCACCCUGGAUUUUGCCAUCAACAAGCUCAAGACUGGGGGCUCACUUCCUGGCUCCUACGUUCUCCGCCGCAGUCCCCAGGAUUUUGAUUGCUUCCUCCUCACUGUCUGUGUCCAGACCCCCCUGGGUCCUGAUUACAAGGGCUGCCUCAUCCGGUGUGACCCCACGGGAACCUUGUCCCUGGCUGGCCUUGGCCGUCCCCACAGCAGUCUCCGAGAGCUCUUGGCAGCCUGCUGGGACGGCGGGCUGCACGUGGACGGGGUUGCGCUGAACCUCACCUUCUGCUGCACCCCCAAACCCAAAGAAAAGUCCAACCUGAUUGUGGUGCGGAGGGAUUGCAGCACACCCACAUCAUCCCCUGUUCAGCUCCAAUCCCAAUGCCAGCUGAGUCAGAUGACAUUUCACAAGAUCUCUGCUGACAGCCUGGAGUGGCAUGAGAACCUGGGUCAUGGGUCCUUCACCAAGAUUUACCGAGGUUGUCGCCACGAGGUCGUGGAGGGGGAGGUCCGGGAGACGGAGGUGCUGCUCAAAGUGAUGGAUGCCAAGCAUAAAAACUGCAUGGAGUCAUUUCUGGAAGCAGCGAGUUUGAUGAGCCAAGUGUCAUACCAGCAUCUCGUGUUGCUCCACGGCGUGUGCAUGGCUGGAGACAGUAUCAUGGUGCAGGAAUUUGUACACCUGGGAGCGCUGGACACCUACCUGCGCAAGUCUGGCCACCUGGUGCCAGCCAGCUGGAAGCUGCAGGUGAUCAAACAGCUGGCCUAUGCCCUCAACUAUCUGGAAGACAAAGGCCUCCCCCAUGGCAAUGUCUCAGCCCGGAAGGUGCUCCUGGCUCGCGAAGGGGCUGAUGGGAACCUGCCCUUCAUCAAGCUGAGUGACCCUGGUGUCAGCCCCUCUGUGCUAACCCGGGACAUGCUCACUGACAGGAUCCCCUGGGUGGCCCCCGAGUGUCUCCAGGAGGCCCGGACACUCGGCUUGGAAGCUGACAAGUGGGGUUUUGGUGCCACAGUCUGGGAGGUGUUCAGCGGGAUCCCGAUGCCCAUCAGCACCCUGGAUCCCACCAAGAAGCUCCAGUUUUAUGAGGAACGGCAGCAACUGCCUGCCCCCAAGUGGACGGAGCUGGCCAUACUGAUCCAGCAGUGCAUGGCCUAUGAGCCAGGCCAGAGACCUUCCUUCCGUGCCAUCAUCCGUGACCUGAACAGCCUCAUCACUUCAGAUUACGAGCUCCUCUCAGACCCCACGCCCGGUGCCUUGGCGCCCCGUGAUGGGCUGUGGAAUGGCGCCCAGCUCUACGCCUACCAGGACCCUACCAUUUUUGAGGAGAGACACCUCAAGUACAUCUCACAGCUGGGCAAGGGCAACUUCGGCAGCGUGGAACUGUGCCGCUAUGACCCGCUGGGCGACAACACGGGCGCCCUAGUGGCAGUGAAGCAGCUGCAGCACAGCGGGCCAGACCAGCAGAGGGACUUCCAGAGGGAGAUCCAGAUCCUCAAAGCCCUGCACAGCGACUUCAUUGUCAAGUACCGCGGAGUCAGCUAUGGCCCAGGCCGCCAGAGCCUGCGGCUGGUGAUGGAGUACCUGCCCAGCGGCUGCCUGCGCGACUUCCUGCAGCGGCACCGCGCGCGCCUCGCCGCCAGCCGCCUGCUCCUUUACGCCUCGCAGAUCUGCAAGGGCAUGGAGUACCUGGGCUCCCGCCGCUGCGUGCACCGCGACCUGGCAGCGCGUAACAUCCUGGUGGAGAGCGAGACGCACGUCAAGAUCGCCGACUUUGGCCUCGCCAAGCUGCUGCCGCUCGACAAAGACUACUACGUGGUCCGCGAGCCCGGCCAGAGCCCCAUCUUCUGGUACGCCCCGGAGUCCCUCUCUGACAAUAUCUUCUCGCGCCAGUCCGACGUCUGGAGCUUCGGGGUCGUCCUGUACGAGCUUUUCACCUACGGCAACAAGAGUUGCAGCCCCUCAGCCGAGUUCCUGCGGAUGAUGGGAUGUGAUGGUGAUGUCCCGGCCCUCUGCUGCCUCCUGGAGCUGCUGGCUGAGGGCCAGAGGCUGCCUGCGCCUCCUGCCUGCCCUGGUGAGGUUCAUGAGCUCAUGAAGCUGUGCUGGGCCUCUAGCCCGCAAGACCGGCCAACAUUCAGUGCCCUGGGCCCCCAGCUGGAUGCACUAUGGAGUGAAAGCCGGAGCUAGCAGAGAGUGUGAAACUCACGCCUUCCCUGCUUGUCCGGAGGGAGA